Caenorhabditis briggsae is the source of this 867-nucleotide messenger RNA. It is a transcript of the gene Cbr-otub-1, whose product is annotated as Protein CBR-OTUB-1. The transcript is spliced from 2 exons. Gene Ontology annotation, cellular component: nucleus. The record is from RefSeq and is a predicted model, not a curated record. The coding region runs from base 1 to 867 and encodes 288 amino acids. Lineage: Eukaryota; Metazoa; Nematoda; Chromadorea; Rhabditida; Rhabditidae. Gene Ontology annotation, biological process: protein K48-linked deubiquitination. Gene Ontology annotation, molecular function: cysteine-type deubiquitinase activity; ubiquitin binding.
AUGGUUAACGAUACAUCUGAGAACCAACCAACCACGGCAGGCAUCGUUACAACAACCGAGGAUGAGCUGAUUCUACAAGAUCAACAAAUGAAGAGGAUCGAAGACGAGCAAAAAGCUUCUCCACUGGUAGGAGAGAAGAUGCCUUGCGCCACGUUGGUUUCUCUUUAUGAUCAAGAAACAGCACCUGCAUUCUUUGAGAAAGCCAACGAACUCGCCAAAGUUUACUCACACAUUCGAUUCAUCAGAGGAGAUGGCAACUGCUUCAUUCGUGCUAUCCAAGUUGGGCUAGUCGAAAUCUUACUCAACGAUAAGGAGAGACUUGUCAAGUUCAUUGCAAGCUGCAAAGAAUGGACCGAACGGCUUGUGAAACUCGGUUUCCCAGAUUGGACAUGCACGGACUUCUGCGAGUUUUUCAUCGAGUUCAUUGAGAAAGUCCGUGAUGGCAUUCACCAGAAGGAGGAUGUUUUCCGUAUCUUUAACGAUGACAACACUGCCAACUACUUGCUCAUGUUCUUCCGCCUCAUCACUUCUGGAUAUCUUAAGGAACAUGCUGCUGAGUACGAGCCAUUUCUCGACGAGGGAAUGUCUCUGGCCCAAUACUGCGAAACGGAAAUCGAAGCUAUGUGGAAAGAAUCGGAUCACUUGGGCAUCAUUGCAUUAGUCCGUGCACUCAAUAUCCGCAUUCGCAUCGAAUACAUGGAUCGCAAUGCUGCUCCAAACGGCGGAACACAUCACAAUCUUCCGGAUGGACACGACAACGCCACUUUCACACCAGACAUCACUCUAUUGUAUCGACCAGGCCAUUACGAUCUCAUCUACAAAGCUCCCGCUGAAACUUCCAAGCCAGCAUUGCCACCCGUUGCGUAA